AUGGCUUCAACUGAGAAUUUAAAUCGAAUCGAACCAACAUUUAUGUACACUCAAAUAUUCAAAGAAAUUCUUCUUGAUAUCGGUUACGAUGAUGAUCCUAUGCAGAACUUAGUCAAUUGUUGUCGCGAUGUUUUUUCCGGCAAUUUACUUGAAUUACAAAUAAUUCAAGAGUUCGAAAAUGAUUAUAUUUCAAAAAAAGCAAUAUGGUGUUAUACACGUGAAUGUUUCACGUACAAAAUGCUCAAUCAAGUAUUACGAAUUUUAAAUGCCUAUAUCAUCAUAAAUAUGGGCUUCUUUCUAUGUGAUGUGCAUCGACAAAUACAAGCUCUGUACGAAGAAAAUGUUAGUGCCUAUGAUGGCAAAUCUUUUGUGGUUGAUCGAGGACAAGGUCUUACGAAAUUAGAUUUCGAAAAACUCUAG
Messenger RNA from Adineta ricciae, 420 nucleotides. The record is from the annotation of a GenBank genome assembly. NCBI's taxonomy places the organism in Eukaryota, Metazoa, Rotifera, Eurotatoria, Adinetida, Adinetidae.